Messenger RNA from Dromiciops gliroides (monito del monte), 1131 nucleotides. RefSeq names its product serine/threonine-protein phosphatase 6 catalytic subunit-like. Gene Ontology annotation, molecular function: protein serine/threonine phosphatase activity. Lineage: Eukaryota; Metazoa; Chordata; Mammalia; Microbiotheria; Microbiotheriidae. Bases 4 to 687 code for a protein of 227 amino acids. The transcript has a single exon. Gene Ontology annotation, biological process: peptidyl-serine dephosphorylation; G1/S transition of mitotic cell cycle. The record is from RefSeq and is a predicted model, not a curated record. Gene Ontology annotation, cellular component: cytoplasm.
UUUAUGGGCGAUUUUGUAGACAGAGGUUACUACAGUUUGGAGACCUUCACUUACCUUCUUGCACUAAAGGCUAAAUGGCCUGAUCGCAUUACACUCUUGCGAGGAAAUCACGAGAGUAGACAGAUAACACAGGUUUAUGGAUUUUAUGAUGAAUGCCAAACCAAAUAUGGGAAUGCUAAUGCUUGGAGAUAUUGUACCAAAGUCUUUGAUAUGCUCACAGUAGCAGCUUUAAUAGAUGAGCAGAUUUUAUGCAUCCAUGGUGGUCUCUCUCCAGACAUCAAAACACUGGAUCAAAUCCGAACCAUUGAAAGGAAUCAGGAAAUUCCUCACAAAGGAGCAUUUUGUGAUUUGGUGUGGUCAGAUCCUGAAGAUGUAGAUACUUGGGCAAUUAGUCCUCGGGGAGCAGGUUGGCUUUUUGGAGCAAAGGUCACAAACGAGUUUGUUCACAUCAACACCUUAAAACUCAUCUGCAGAGCACAUCAACUGGUACAUGAAGGGUAUAAAUUUAUGUUUGAUGAAAAGCUGGUGACAGUAUGGUCAGCUCCCAAUUGUUGCUACCGUUGUGGAAAUAUCGCCUCAAUCAUGGUCUUCAAAGAUGUAAAUACAAGAGAACCAAAGUUAUUCCGGGCAGUUCCAGAUUCAGAACGUGUAAUUCCUCCUAGAACAACUACGCCGUAUUUCCUUUGAGGCCUUCGUCCAUCCUGCUGAUCCCUUUUCCUACCCUCCCCCAAAUUCCUUGUAUUUACCCCUCUACAAUAUACUUUUUAUUGAGCACUUUGCUGCUGAAAUGCUGCCUCUUGCCUCCCCUCCCCCCUUUUUUAUUUUAAAUUAUCUAAAUUUAUUGUGUAUUAUGGUGUCUAUAGCAAUGUUUCUCUAUUGAUUUCCUCCCCAUCUCAUCCUCCACCUUGGACUUAUUUGCAAAGACUUUGAGAAAUGUCUUAACAUCCAUACUGCUGCAUGUAGUUCUUGCUUAUUACUGGUUUGGGGGGAAACAGGACAUUUUUCCUUUUUUAAAAAAGCAAAUUGGAAAGAACAGAUCACACCGAAAUAUUCCCCUCCUCUUGUAUUGUUCAGCUUUUUUUUUUAAGUUUGGUAAGUUUUAAGAAAUUUCAGCAGCAAAGUUAUUAUUCA